Glossina fuscipes is the source of this 2354-nucleotide messenger RNA. Its product is annotated as IQ and ubiquitin-like domain-containing protein. The record is from RefSeq and is a predicted model, not a curated record. The transcript is spliced from 10 exons. Gene Ontology annotation, cellular component: acrosomal vesicle; motile cilium. Gene Ontology annotation, biological process: cilium assembly. Lineage: Eukaryota; Metazoa; Arthropoda; Insecta; Diptera; Glossinidae. The coding region runs from base 1 to 2229 and encodes 742 amino acids.
AUGAAUUGCGAGAAUAAAUUGGCAAAUGUCAGUGAAGUGGUUUUCCAGCCUCCGCCACCACGUAGCGUAGACUGUGAAAAGGUGGCCGUUAAACGACCACCUACAAGGAAGCCGAAAGAAUCUCCUCGAUUAGUGGUGGCCGAGAAAAAAAAUUUAAACGGUGACGACAAUUGUCAAAAUGUAACGGUCAAAUUUCAAUUUAACGGUAAUCAGGUGGUAGCGCAAACCUAUCCAAUAUGUAUAACUAUAGGCGAAAUCAAGACUGAUCUGGCUCGACGAUUUGAUGUGGAUACCGAUUUAUUGAUUUUGAGUCAAUGCAGUCGCGUCCAGUCUGACGAGUGCGUCUUAAGCGAAGCGUCCAUUAAUGAAUUCCGCAUAUACGAGUUUGAUUUAAAAUUAAAAGCGAGGAAGAAGCAGAAAAAUGUCGAAAAGGAUGAAAGACAUGAAGACCAUGAGCCCGUAUUAGAUUUUGAUGUCUAUUACAGUAAACAUCGUUUACCAGAUUUUAUAACCAUUUGCAUGGAGAAAAAUGAGGAGAUAUGCCAUAUACCGGUUGCAAUACAUGAUGAGGCUAUUAUAAAGCCCACCCUUUGCAGUUACGUCGACAAAGCGACUGGCUUAGUGUAUACGGAUGCUUUUACUCAAACGGGACCACUAUUCGAUAAACAAAAGUAUGAAAAUUAUAUCUCUCGUAAUACGCAGACUAAGGAAAUUGUAACUAAGCAAAUUGAUACAAUGCACGAUCAAACUGCUCAAUGCUUUUUAGACGGAAAUAAUGUUCGACACUGGAUUGAGAGCGAUGAUUACUAUAUCACACCUGGAAAAUAUCAGACGUACGCUCAGAAAAUGCGUGCGGAAAGGAAAAUGCACAAAAUAAUAUUAAUACAAAGGAAUUUUCGCCGUUUUAAGUGGCAGCGUUGGAUGAGAGAAUGCGCCUGUGAAUACAGGCGAUUGGUUGCGAAUCGUAUUAAUGAAGAAGAGGCUUUCAAAAAGGAACAGGAGAACCGCAUAAGUCGUGAGCAGAGAGCCAAGCAAUUUCCACGCACCAAAAAUGAUUUCGAUAUGCUCUUGGGCGAAGUUCAGAAAUGGAAAACUGCUGAAAUGAAACGCAUAAAUAACAUGUACGAGGGUGCUCCCCGAAUAGCUGAAAUCAACAUUUUAUUAAACAAAGAAAUUGAAAUGCUUAAUAACCUCGAAUGUCAACGCAACUUGGCCUACAAAUCAAUGGAAGAUGCUCGUCAGCAGCAGCUGUUUAAAAAAAUGGGUGAACCAAUCAAAUGGAUCGGCUAUGCCGACACGGUUAUUCAUUUGGAUUUGCUGCGUACUCAAAGAGUUCGUUUUCUAAAUGGCAUUUACAAUGACUUAUGCCAGGAUUUACCUAAAGAAGAACGCCUGCAACUGAUUGAUAAGGUUCGUGCUCUACUAUUAAACGAGCAAUGUUUUCCUGAAUUUCCCGAGCUCUUUGAAUUACUUGAUCGCGAAAGAAAUUUACUCAUUUACACGGCCUGCGCCGAUGUUUCCAUACUACGUAAACGUCAAAAUAUUUUGUUUAUCGAAUUGAUCAAAUUCACCGAAGAGCCACAGCCGAAAAGACAAGAUAAUCGGAUGUGUGUAGUAUGCAAACUGGUGAAACCGUAUUCCAAAUUUGCCAUACGCACCCGGCAAUUUCAAGUUGAUACAUGCAAAAAAUGUUUUUAUUUAAAGGUUUCUCCAGCUGAAAAUUUAGUUUAUACCUCAAUUCUUCGAUCCAUACAAAGAGAAGAGCGCAGGAAACGGUGCAAUGGUUCGUUUGCCUUUAUAUUGCAAAUGGAGGAUAUACGUUACUUAAUUAGGGAGGUGUGGCAUGGGCAUUCUAUACUCAGUAAAUGUGAAAAUCUACAAAGACUACGUCUACCGCGUUGGUGUAAAAAUGAAGAAUGGUCACCGUGGAAUUGUGUUUGCUUAACAGAAAACGAAGCACGGAAUCACUACAGAAUAAACGAUUUGGAAAAGACUUACGAUAAAAAAUUGGUAUUGGAAGUUGGCAAUCGUCAGAAAUUGGCUCGUAGUGCAUUCCAUAAUUUGGCCGCCGUGUCUACCGAAUUUACCGAAACAGGAACUUGGUGGAAGGUGGGCUUGAAUCAUCAACGCAUCGUUAAAUUAGACGAUAUUACCACGUAUAAAGGGGCUGAUACUUUACUUCAACGUAAAUUAGAUGAUAGAAAUUAUAGAAUUGGCAAAAUUCUUUAAGUUCACAUAAAAAUUGUUAUAAGUGGUCUGAUGAUUUCACAAAGGUUUUUCUUAUAAUUCUCAUAAUUUUUGUACUACGCGAAUCUCAUAAGCCUUUUUUUAGGAUUUGGUAAAUAAAUCGAAAU